GGAGAAGAAGAAGACGCAUACGGAUUAGACGCGCGUGGAGUGACUGUUCCGUGAAGCCGUAGUGCGCUAAAGACUUGAUCCGUCAAUGGCAGGGGCACAGCCAGGAGUCCACGCGCUACAGCUCAAACCGGUGUCCGUGCCCGAGUGUCUAAAACGGGGCAACAAAUUUAUGAAAUGGGACGAUGAUUCGACUACUGUGACCCCGGUGACCUUAACUGUUGACCCCAAAGGAUACUUCCUGUACUGGACUGAUCAGAACAAGGACACUGACCUGCUCGAUAUCGCCUACAUUAAAGAUGCACGCAACGGAAAGUGCACCAAGACUCCAAAGGAGGCGAAGUUGCGCGAGCUGUUGGACGUCAGCACGAUGGCGGGGAAGAUGGAGAACCGCAUGCUGACGGUGGUGAGCGGCCCGGACAUGGUCAACAUCACAUACCUGAACUUCAUGGCCUUCCAGGAGGAGAUCGCCAAGGAAUGGGCGGAGGAGCUGUUCAAACUGGCGUCUAACCUACUGGUGCAGAACAUGUCCAGAGAAGACUGUCUGGAGAAGGCAUACACAAGACUGAAGCUGCAGCUCAACGCCGAAGGCAAGAUCCCUGUCAAGAAUAUCUUCCGGAUGUUCACGGCAGAUCGCAAAAGAGUGGAAACUGCGCUGGAAAACUGCAACCUCCCAUCUGGAAGAAGCGACUCUAUUCCACAAGAGGACUUCACUCCAGAGGUCUACACACAGUUCCUCAGUAACAUCUGCCCUCGAUCAGAACUGGACCACAUCUUCUCUGAUGUGGGAGCGAAGAGCAGGCCGUACCUCACCGUGGAGCAGAUGACGGAGUUCAUAAACAGUAAACAGAGGGACCCCCGACUCAAUGAGAUCCUGUACCCCCCACUGAAGCCCGAGCAGGUGCAGCUCCUCAUCGACAAAUAUGAGCCGAGCGCAGAGCUCGCCCAGAAAGGUCACAUUUCGGUGGAGGGCUUCUCACGGUACCUGAGCGCAGAAGAGAACAGCAUCAUCCCUCCCGAAAAACUGGACCAGAGCGAAGACAUGACCUACCCCCUGUCCCACUACUUCAUCAACUCCUCCCACAACACCUACCUCACAGCCGGUCAGCUGGCGGGGAACUCUUCAGUGGAGAUGUAUAAGCAGGUGUUGCUGUCCGGAUGCCGCUGUAUCGAGCUGGACUGUUGGAAGGGACGGACCACGGAGGAGGAGCCCGUCAUCACACAUGGGUUUACUAUGACCACUGAGAUCUCCUUCAAGGAAGUGAUUGAGGCCAUUUCGGAGUGCGCUUUCAAGACUUCUCCCUUUCCCAUCAUCUUGUCUUUUGAAAACCACGUCGAUUCACCAAAGCAGCAGGCCAAAAUGGCGGAGUACUGCCGGUCGAUAUUCGGAGACGCAUUACUGACCGAUCCCCUGGAGAAAUAUCCCUUGGAGUCCGGCGUUCCUCUGCCCAGUCCCUUCGAGCUCAUGGGGAAAAUCCUGAUCAAGAACAAGAAGAAGCACCACAAGAAGGACAGCACCAAGAAGAAACUGUCCGAGCAGGUGUCCAACACGUGCAGCGACUCGUCCAGCGUGUGUGAGCCCUCCUCUCCCAGCGCAGGUGAAGUGGAGGCAGAGAGCGAGGAUGAAGACGACGACGAUGAUGACUGUAAAAAAGGAUCCAUGGACGAGGGCACUGCUGGUAGUGAGGCCUUUGCUACAGAAGAAAUGUCCAACCUGGUGAUCUACAUCCAGCCAGUCAAGUUCAACAGCUUUGAGGCUUCCAAAAAGAUAAAUCGAAGUUUCCAGAUGUCUUCCUUCGUAGAAACAAAAGCUCUGGAACAGCUCACCAAGUCCCCUGUGGAGUUUGUGGAAUACAACAAGUCUCAGCUGAGCAGGAUCUACCCCAAAGGCACCAGAGUGGACUCCUCCAACUACAACCCGCAGCUCUUCUGGAACGCAGGCUGUCAACUGGUGGCUCUCAACUUCCAGACGAUUGAUCUGUCCAUGCAGCUGAACCUGGGCAUGUACGAGUACAACGGGAAAUGUGGAUAUCGACUCAAACCAGAGUUUAUGAGACGACCAGACAAGAACUUUGACCCCUUCACCGAGAACACCGUGGACGGGAUAGUCGCCAAUACUUUAUCUGUCAAGAUCAUAUCGGGGCAGUUCUUGUCAGAUAAAAAAGUUGGUACAUAUGUGGAGAUUGACAUGUUCGGCCUCCCGGUGGACACCAAGAGAAAAGCGUUCAAAACCAAGACGUCCCAGGGCAACGCCAUCAACCCAGUGUGGGAGGAGGAGGCCAUCGUGUUCAAGAAGGUGGUGCUGCCCACUCUGGCCUCACUGAGAAUAGCAGUGUUUGAAGAAGGAGGAAAGUUCAUAGGUCAUCGCAUCAUCCCUGUAUCCUCCAUCCGUCCAGGGUACCGCUACAUCAGUCUGAGGAACGAGAAGAACCAGUCUCUGACGCUGCCCGCUCUCUUCGUCUAUGUGGAGGUCAAGGACUAUGUGCCGGACACUUUUGCAGAUGUGAUCGAGGCUCUGUCCAAUCCGAUUCGCUACGUCAACCUGAUGGAGCAGAGAGCCAAUCAGCUCGCAGCUCUGACGCUGGAGGAGGGAGGGGAGGAGGAGGGAGACAAGGAUGUGGAGGCGGGCAGUGACGCUCCCUGUGAGUCGAAGGUGGACUCUCGGGUUUCGUUACCCGCAGAGAACGGUCUGAGCCACACGCCCAUCAUCGCCCCCAAACCUCCGUCACUGGGAGGGCACCAGCCACAGCCUGCAGGCUCUUUGAAGCCCGCUGUGAAGACUGAAGACAUCAUCCAGAGCGUCCUUACAGAGUUGGAGGCUCAGAGUCUGGAGGAGCUCAAGCAGCAGAAGGCGUUCGUCCGUGAGCAGAGGAAACAGUACAAAGAGAUGAAGGAACUGGUCCGAAAACACCACCGAAAAACCACUGAGCUCAUCAAGGAACACUCAGCUCGAGUUUCAGAGCUGCAGAGCCAACAGCAGAGGAGGAGGUCUGCCCUGCUCAAGAGCCACAAGAGAGAAGGCAAGAAGAGGUAAGAAAAACAAAAGGGAGGGCAGUCUCUGUCGACGCUGGACCAGGAGCUGUCAGACCUGGAGCAGGAGUGUCACCAGAGACUGAGCGAACUCAAGGAGCAACAACAGCAACAGCUGCUCACACUGAGACAGGAGCAGUACUACAGCGAGAAGUACCAGAAGAGAGAGCACAUCAAGCAGCUGGUGGAGAAGCUGAACACCAUCGCAGAGGAAUGUCAGAACGCACAACUCAAGAAGAUACGAGACCUGUGUGAAAAAGAGAAGAAAGAACUCAAGAAAAAGAUGGACAAGAAGAGACAAGAAAAGAUCAACGAAGCCAAAACUAAAGACAAAAACGUCACUGAAGAAGAGAAGCUGGAGAUCAACCGGUCUUUUGUGAACGAAGUGGUGCAGUAUAUUAAAAGGUUGGAGGACGCCCAGAGUAAGAGACACGAGAGACUACUGGAGAAACACAAGGACAUAAGACAGCAGAUUCUGGACGAGAGGCCAAAGCUGCAGAGUGAUCUGGAUCAAGAAUACCAGGACAAGUUUCGGCGGUUGCCCGUGGAGAUCCAGGAGUUUGUUCAGGACAGCGGUAAAACCAAGUUCUGCGAUGACGCCAAACUCCCCUCCUCUUCCUCCACGUCGGAAAAACUCACCCACAAAAUGUCACAAUCCGAAGACGACACCGAAGAGGGCUCCACGGAAAAGGUCUACGACACGCCCCUUUAAGAGACUUGGUUUACGGACUGUACGGGGAUAAAUAAUUGGGACUGCUGGAUUUUAUUUGGACGGUGCUAUUUCUAACCGAGGAGAAGGAUUGGUGAUUGGUGAUUGGGUGAGUAGAGGCCCACCGAACCUUGUAAAUACUACUUUUUGUGUACUUGUAUGUCCCUUAAAGUGCAUAUGACAGGUUAGACUACUCAUUAAUUUCACUAUUUCUAACACAUUAUAUUAGAGAAGAUACUACUACUACUGCAAAUCUUGCCUAGUAUUUUUAUUUUUUUUUAUUUUAUUUUGGUGAAGUUUAUCAUUCGACUUCUUGGUUGGACAUGGACUGUAGAUGUGGUAGAGAUGAUUCGAUAACUGUUACUGCAACCAUAAUGUCAACAAGGGCCAAAACGUUUUAGCUGUUACCAUAGACUGUAAAUGAACAUAGCUAAACCACCAGCCGUCGAGUUCCAAACAGGAAAUAGUGAACAUGGAUGUGCUUCUGGCUCCAUCGACUAUGGCACCAAUUGACUUUACACUGAAAAACUGUCACCCCUCUCUGUAACCGCUGCAGUGAGUCUUGCCAUUUUACCGUAUUUUCCGGACUAUAAGUCGCUCCGGAGUAUAAGUUACACCAACCAAAAAAUUUGUAAUGAAUCACAAAAUCACUAAAUCUAAAAACUGAAUUCUUCAUCCUCGGUGUCACUUCUGAGCAACUUCACAACCUCUGGAGGUAAACAGAGUGCCACUUCCUCUUCUGUGUAGCUGUCGUCAGAUUCAGCAUCAGUUCUAGUUAGAAUUUGUUGAUCUAGGAAAGUUACGUUGCGCACCCUCCUGGUGACACAAGUUUCUCGCGCACUCCAAGCUUUCUUUCUGCUGCUUGAUUACCAUUUUCUGCUGCAGAUUUCACUACUCGCAGUUUGUAAUCUGCAGAAUAUGAUUUUUUUUUUAGGGCAUUUGUGUUCAGUCUCCUCAGUCGUCUUUAUAAGUUUGUUUAAAUUUACAGAAGUAAUGGUGCGAUCGACUGACAUGGUACAGACAGGUACAGAGGCUCUUUCUGCAGGAGACAUGCGCAGUAGAACCAAGUGACAAUGGUACAGGAGGAAUAGGAGUAGCAGAUACUGACACACACAAGACUAGAGUUUAUCGCCGCUUCAGUGUGAAAAUUUGAAUACAUAAGCAUAUAGUAUAAGUCACAGGAAACACCCAAACCAUGAAAAAAUAGUAUGACUUAUAGUCUGAACAAUACGGUAGUCUUAAAAUGUUUAUAUUAACCCGCUCUACAUGAUCCUGGUGUUUUAUUUUGCUAUUUUGUCUGUUAACAUGUAAAUUCUUAUUCCUAAAAUUGAACUGACUCCAAUUUGCUCCUGUAACUGCUUGCCUGGUGAGCUUCAUUUGACUGGAGCCUGACUCUAUGGAUGACAACACCUUUAUUUUAUUAAAUGAAGGUUUAAAAAGUAGUUCUGUAUAUACAUAGAUAUUCUGUUGUAAAACUGACUGCUACUUCUUGUAUUUUUGUACUUUUCUUCUCUACUUUUUUUCCACACAAUCUGCCACUUGACUAUGAUAAAUAUUCACCACAGAUUCUCACCCACCAAACCAAGCAGUAAGUGUAAAACCAUGCAGACCUGUCAUAUGCACUGAAUUCAAUGUUGUUGUCACAGGAUAUGUUACGAAGCACUAACUGUUUUGCAGGAAUUUUAUUUUACUUGAAGUAUUGUUGCACAGAAGGCUAGUUAUAGUUUUGAUCAUAUUCAUUUGAUAUGGUUUUCUUAAGGUUAGUGCUGGUCAUGUGGUCAGUAUGGUGGUGCCAAGGUUCAAAGUUACCACUGCAUUUUAGCCUAAAGCUUCCAUGUUUGAGUAAAGAGGAACAUAUGAGUCAGACCUGGUCCAGUUUAAUGGUUAUGGAACAGAAAUACAUGAAAACUUUAAAUAUCACAUUCACUUUGGUAGAGUAGUUGGCAUUUUGACUUAGUUCUUCUAUCCAGUGAUAAACAAUAGGUGCACUGUGUAACUUUUCUUGUUGGGAGUGGGAAGUUAUAGCUUUGCCUGGAAUGUUUCACAGUAUGGCAUUAAAAAAGUAUCUAUCUUGCACCUGCUCAAUUUCAGGUGGUUUAAAUUGUAAUGUGUUAUUAAUGAGACGGGGCUGCCUCUCUACAGAUCUGACCUGUAACUUGUGGUGUUUUCAUGGCGAUAAAUUAGAUCAAUGCCGUACUGCGGAACAUUUCAGACAAAGCAAUGACGUCUUCGUGGAGAGUAAGUAAACAUGCCAUCCGAAAAUUACAUAGUGCACCUUUAAAAUGGACGAAAUAAAAUUAUUAAUUCAUUAUUAUUCAUUAUUUAUUAUUUUUUAUUUAAACCUGUGGUCAUAAGUUCUGGGUAAUGAUUGAAAGGACGAGCUUGCGGAUACAAGCAGACAAAAUGAGUUUUCUCCGCAGGGUGGCUGGGUGCUCCCUUAGAGAUAGGGUGAGGAGCUCAGUCACACGGGAGGAGCUCGGAGUAGAGCCGCUGCUCCUCCAUGUCGAGAGGAGCCAGUUGAGGUGGCUCAGGCAACUAUUCCGAAUGCCUCCUGGGAGCUUCCCUUGGGAGGUGUUCCAGGCAUGUCACACCGGGAAGAGGCCCCAGGGAAGACCCAGGACACACUGGAGGGACUAUGUCUCUGGGCUGGCCUGGGAACGCCUCAGGGUCCCCCCGGAGGAACUGGAGGACGUGUCUGGGGUGGAGGAAGUCUGGGAGUCCCUGCUUAGACUGCUGCCCCCGCGGACCCGGCCCCGGAUAAGUGGAAGAAAUGACUUAUGACUUAUGACUUCUUACUUUAAAAAAAAAAAAAAAUGUAGGGAUGCACCAAUACCAAAACUUGUAUCGAAUAUCAGCAACAAUACUGAAAAAUUUGCCAGAUCGGGUAUUCAUAAUAUGAGUCGAUAUCCUGAUUCGGCCUUUAAUUGGAGGCAAUACGACUAUUUACUGGAUGAUUUUGACCUAAAACAUCUCAAAACUAACAUAAUAUUUGAACUUUUAUUCAUAUGAAGCAAUUCUGUCAUUUCUGUGAAGGAUAAAAGAACAGUUACGUAACAUAAUUGGAUUUCUUGUGUAAUAAGUUAACUACGUUUUAAGGAAUUAAGUGCCAUUUUCUUUCCCUGCACUAUCUGGUAUCGGCAAGUACUAUAUUACUAAAAAGACAGUAUCGAUAUUGGUAAAAGAUCUGACAAAGCUGGAUUGGUGCAUCCCUACUUUCAAUCAAUCAAAUUAAAUAUCUUAAAUCUCGGCAAACUACUUCCACGGAAAACUAAAAACGUCUCUUCAGAUCUUCUUAAAUCAAAGAGUGCCGUAAUUACUUCUGACGCAUGAUGUAGUUACAAAUUACCAAAUUAAUAGAUCCAAAAUACAUGGAAUUCUAAGUAACAUUUGUGUUUUCCAAGUAUAUUUUUCUUCCAUGACCUGUAAGCUGAACCCUGGUCUGACGCUGUUGUAUUUGCACUGAAGGCUCACUGUAUCUCUGUGUAUCUUUAUUUGAACCUGAGGCACCGGUGGCUUCCUGGUUUCCAUGUUUUUGUCACAGACUAAGCCCAUGCGUUGCUGCUAAUAUGUUUUUAAUAUUACUACAUUAUUGUUUUGAAUAGUUUGUAUCAUACGUUGGCAUGACGAUAAUAUGAUGCACUGUUGUCAUUUCAAUACUUUGGCUGUUUCUUACUAGUUUUGGUGACACUUUAUACUCACUGCUUUUUAAUUAACCGUAAUAAAACAUGAACUAAGACUUAAUUCAUAAUGUACAAAAGGUUUAUUAACAAUGAUUCAUGUUUAGUAACUCCUUAAAGAUGCACUAUGUAACUUUUCUUGUUUGGAUGUGCUACCGGUUGGUUUCCAUGGAGAUAUUUUUGCUUUCCAUGGCAAGUUCAAACUUAUCUAUAUUCUAUUUGAUCAAUUACAGAUAUUUUAUUACUCUAAAAGAUCUUGAACCGCAGAUCUCACCAGUAAUUUGGGUUGGUAGCGUCAUCUGCUUGUUUUCAUGGUAAUCUGUUUAAUGGCAUACUGUGGAACAUUCCAGGCAAUCCAAUAACGUCCUCUUGAACAAUUUGGAAAUUAUGGUAAAAUUCCAGCCAAAUUAUAACCAUGCGAUUUUGAUUCAAUUGCGAUGUUGAUUCAGUUGCGAUUUUGAUUCAAUUGCGAAUUUUGAUUCAAUUGCGAUUUUGAUUCAAUUGCGAUUUUGAUUCAAUUGCAAUUUUGAUUCAAUUGCGAUUUUGAUUCAAUU
Boleophthalmus pectinirostris (great blue-spotted mudskipper) is the source of this 7967-nucleotide messenger RNA. It is a transcript of the gene plcb1l, whose product is annotated as 1-phosphatidylinositol 4,5-bisphosphate phosphodiesterase beta-1. The record is from RefSeq and is a predicted model, not a curated record. Gene Ontology annotation, biological process: lipid catabolic process; memory; phosphatidylinositol-mediated signaling. Gene Ontology annotation, cellular component: nuclear speck; cytoplasm. The transcript has 32 exons. Gene Ontology annotation, molecular function: phosphatidylinositol-4,5-bisphosphate phospholipase C activity; calmodulin binding; calcium ion binding. NCBI's taxonomy places the organism in Eukaryota, Metazoa, Chordata, Actinopteri, Gobiiformes, Gobiidae.